AUGGCAAAACUAAAAAUAGAUUUCAGUCAAAUCUUCCAUCCAUAUACGUUGACAAUAUGUUUAGUUCUUUCAUUCUUUCAACGGAAAGAAAAAGUGAACAGAAAACUUCAUAAAUCAAUUGAAAUGAAGUUGCUUUGCAACAUCAUCUGUCACCUUAGCAAGCUUUGUCUGACCGACAUGACAUCAUUUAUUAAAAAACACACUUGUAUAAGUUGA
This is a messenger RNA of Clunio marinus, 216 nucleotides long. NCBI's taxonomy places the organism in Eukaryota, Metazoa, Arthropoda, Insecta, Diptera, Chironomidae. The record is from the annotation of a GenBank genome assembly.